Moesziomyces antarcticus is the source of this 1806-nucleotide messenger RNA. RefSeq names its product monooxygenase. The transcript has a single exon. NCBI's taxonomy places the organism in Eukaryota, Fungi, Basidiomycota, Ustilaginomycetes, Ustilaginales, Ustilaginaceae. The coding region runs from base 1 to 1806 and encodes 601 amino acids. The record is from RefSeq and is a predicted model, not a curated record.
AUGCCAAGCAGCACUCCCACCGAGUACGAGGCGAUCAUCGUGGGUGGUGGGCCUUCGGGCAUCGCCGCAGCCUGCCAGAUGCAGCGCCACCUCGGCCUCACCAAGCUGCUCAUCUUUGAGCGCGGCGCCGACUUUGGCGGCACGUGGUUCCACAAUGUCUAUCCGGGUGCGGCGUGCGACAUCCCACCGCGGCUCUACUCGUUUUCGUUCCACCAGAAGAAGGUGUGGCGCCACUUUAUGGCCAAGCAGGCCGAAAUGAAGUCCUACCUCCAGGACGUCGCGCGCGCCUAUACGCUCUAUCCCAUGGCAAGGUUCGGAACCCAGGUAGAGGAGGCAGAAUGGCAGGAGGAAUAUUCGCACUGGAAGGUCACCUAUCGCAGCAUCGAGUCGGCCGAGCUGAGGACGGCCACGGCGCGCGUGCUGGUCAAUGGUUCGGGCGCGCUCAGUGUGCCGAGGGAGUGCGAUGUCGACGGGCACCAGGACUUCAAAGGCCCCCUGUUCCAUUCCGCCAAGUGGGAUACGAGCGUGGAUACCCGCGGCAAGAAUGUGGUAGUGUUGGGCAACGGCUGCUCCGCCACGCAGAUCGUGCCGAGUAUCGCCAAGCAGGCCAAGUCGGUGACGCAGAUCGUCAGGGCCAAGCACUGGUAUGCCCCCACGCCCGAGGAUCCCUUUCGCAGUCCAGCCGUACGAUGGCUAGAGCGCAACUUUCCCGGCUUCAUCCAGCUCGAACGAGCGAUCUUUACGGUGGUGUUGGACAUCCACUUUCUGCAGGCGUGGAAUCGCGAAGGCAGUGCGGCUCGACAGCGGUUUGCGGACAACUCGACGCUCUACGUCAGCACCGUCGCGCCGGAGCGAUACCACCAUCUGCUCAUCCCCACGCAGGACGAGCUCAAGGUUGCUUGCAAGAGGCGCGUGUUCGACGACGCCUAUAUUCCGUGUCUUAACAUGGACAAUGUCGAUCUUACCAACGACCAGGCGCACCGCAUUACGCAGGACGAGGUGGUGCUCAAGUCGGGACGAAGGCUGAAGGCGGAUGUGAUCGUGCUUGCGUCCGGCUUCCAGGCGGGGGAUACGGCGGUGCAGAUGAAGGUGACCGGUAGGGGCGGCAAGGAGCUCAACGAUGUCUGGCGUAAGGGUGGCGCCCCGCAGGCGUACAGGUCGACGCUCGUGCACGAUUUCCCCAACUUCUUCCUCAUUUGGGGUCCCAACAGUGUCACGGGGCACUUUUCGGCGCUGUAUGCCAUCGAGGCAUCGGUGAGGCUGAUGACCACGCUGUUGCGACCGGUGUUUGCCGGACCGAAGUCGGUGUCGCCGCUGGAGAGGUCGAUUGGUCGAACGGUGGAUGUCAAGCACGAGGCGCAGGAGAAGGAGGAUGCCAUGAUCCGCGCGCAGAUGCACGACCUCAUCUACACCUCCGGCUGCAAGGGCUGGUAUACAAACGACCAAGGCAGGGUCUCCACACUCUAUCCCGGCUUCCAGCUCACCUUUGCCUGGAGAAGCGACCACCCCGUUGCAGCCGACUUCAUUUACACCGGUGUCAAGGGCAGGCCACAGGCUCACUGGAGCUGGUUGCAGCAACUUUCGUCGUGGCUCAGGCUCGGAGACGUGCCCGAGUAUAGACAGGAUCGGCUGCAGAAGCGCGCAUGGUGGAAGAAGGCGUUGGUCGAUCCGGUUGGGCGCUUGAUCGGCAGGUUGGGCGUCAGCUGGCUGCUGGGUCUGGUGUGGUUCCUCGAUAGGGCCAUGAUGUACACCAGGGGCAGCAGACAGUUUGAAGAGGUCAAGACGAGGUACCUCGAGCAAAAGUAG